Molecule: messenger RNA, 672 nt
Organism: Micromonas commoda
Lineage: Eukaryota; Viridiplantae; Chlorophyta; Mamiellophyceae; Mamiellales; Mamiellaceae
Exons: 1
Coding region: 24-437 (137 amino acids)
Source: RefSeq, a predicted model, not a curated record
CGCACAACAACACCACCACCACCAUGUUCGCCAUCGCCUCCGCGCUCACCAUCCGCCCCGCCGUCAAGGUCACCGCCCGCAAGGCCGUCAAGGUCUCCGCGUUCUACGACCCCGACCAGUACGACCACGACGCCAACUCCGGCCGCGGCUCCGGCUUCGUCGCCACCCAGGCCCGCCCCACCGCCAAGGCUGCCUCCGUGUCCUACGCCGCCAAGCCCACCCGCGUCACGCGCGGCGCCGACGGCGUCGUGUACGACCCCGAUCAGUUCGACGCCGACGCCAACGUCCGCUCCAACGCGGUCGCCUACAAGCCCGCCGGCGGCGCCAUGCGCGCCCCCGCGGCUGCCUACGCCUCCGUCGGUGCCAAGCCCUCGCGCGUGACCCGCGGCAAGGACGGCGUCAUCUACGACCCGGACCAGUACGAUCCCAACCCGUAAACGGGCGGAUCGAGUCGGCCGAUGAGCUCUCGGGUGGUAUCGAUCGCCCGAUCUUCAAGCAGCUCGCGCCGCGGUCGCCCCUCGGCGGCGACGAACGAACACAUGGGCGGAGGGAUCUCCACCUCGGAACUUCCUCUCGUAUUACCCAGCCUGUGUUUAGUUCGCACUGGGCAAUUAGUCUGAUUAGCGCACCCCUGAAAGUGAGGGUUUGAUGAUUCAAAAACGAGUUGCAGUC